This is a messenger RNA of Nomia melanderi (Alkali bee), 2780 nucleotides long. RefSeq names its product L-selectin. The record is from RefSeq and is a predicted model, not a curated record. Lineage: Eukaryota; Metazoa; Arthropoda; Insecta; Hymenoptera; Halictidae.
UUUCCAUGUACUUAAAUAACAUCUGUAUUGUUAUUUCUUAAUCCGUAAUUAAUAUAUCCUUAGCCCACAGUUGCUGAGAGUUAAGUAUGUUACGUUGUCCGGUUGUUUGGAUUACCGGUACUAGGUACAUUUUAAGAGUUGCAAAAAAAUGCGUGUAUUAUUUUUUGACAUGGUAAUUUUAUUAAAAGCAUAAUCCUGUGAAAACGAGUGUUAUAUCAAAAUAUAAUGCAGCACUGUAUCAUAACCUUUACACCUGGCGUUUUAACGUGGCCCUCCGGUUUAGCUGCUGGAAGUAAGUGUAUAGAGGAACACAAACCUGGGAAACGAGGAAUGCAGUGUUUUCUCCACAAAUGUGGUACUGCUACGAAUUCUGAGAAGUAAAGUUACAUGGUGGAAGGCACGUUUCAAUUAGUAAAAGGGUGUCACCAUGGUGCGUAACCUUCGUCUCGUUUCGAACUGUCAACGAAAGCUAUUUGCUCUUCUCUUUCACUUUUAUAUUUACCUUCCCAUUGGAUAUUCGUUCCAUUCAACCGAAUCUUUUCCAUUUCUAUCGUGCUACGUGUUCUACACGUGAUUCAAAUACAAAAACCAUAGCCGCACGAAGUUCUGUAUCAAUAUCCGUAAUCGAUACAGUAUCGAAUUAAUCGAACCAAAAUGAUUAUAAUCAAAUAAUGAAAUAAUUUCUGAAACUACUUGUAAAUUAAAUGAAACACCUUGAAAUAAUAUAAUAUGUAUUCAUUAUAUAUACAUAUAUACAUAUAUAAACAAAAAGAGAAUAAAUAUGUACAUAAUGUAAUUACAUAAAUAGUUAUAAUUAAAAUUGAGAAAAUUUAAAAUAAAAUGCGCUGUAGGAAAGCAAAUGAAAGAAUCGAGAUUCGGAUAAUCGAAGUUUUACUUACAUAUAAAUCGUCUGAGACGUACUCUAUAAUUUUGUUCACUGUUGAAAGACGAAUAUUGAAAAAUCACGUGCAACACGGACAUCUAAUCAAGUGUGACCCGUAGGAAAUUUUAAAUGACGGAUGAUCGGACGUCAGUCGUUAGAGGGUUAAAAACUGACGAGUACUGAAAAUAAAACGUCAUGAAUAAGAAAAAGUGUUGAAAGGAAUGUGAAUAAUUUAUAAAAAUAAAUAGCGGUAAAGUAAACAGAAGAACGAGGUGAAGAAAAUUUAUUCUAGAAUUAACCUCGAAAUAAAUAAGCUCCGAUAAUGAUAAUGAAAUGAGCCGUUCGAAAGUGGCUUAGGUCCAUUUUUCAAAGAAAGCAAGUUAAUCUAUAUUCUUUAAUAAUUUUUUAAUAUUUUCUAAGUGGACUCAAGCCACUUUUUAUGAAACUGAUUUACAGUUUUCUUUGUUGAAAACACGACAAUUUAUGAACAGUGAAGUGAUUUGCAAUCUAUUAGAGUAAUUUGAUCUUGGCACAGUAAUUGCACCAGGAAAAUUGAAAAUAGUUUUCACUAUUGACAGAGGCCCAUGAACCGUGGAGAGAAGGUGAGAAACGCUCGAAUGAAAAGGGGCAAACGAAAUUAUUCGGUUGUUCCUCGAAAAUGCUCGUGCUAUCGUAAAAGCACUGACACGAUGUCCCCGUUGUAAUAUGCAUAUAUAUAUAUAGGGAUGCUUCGGAAGAAAGCGCCUCAGUUCUUUGGAGAACGUCUUUAGAGAGAAACGUAGUGAAGGAAAAUGAUUCGAUUCAUUAUCCUUGGGACGCUCGUUGCUGUAUCGGUAGCACAAUUUCAACCUACCGGAAGGAUUUUGGAACCACCGAUUCCUGCGCUUUGUGCACAAAGGAUUAUUCAUGAACGUUUUAAUGGCAAGGGUUAUUACUAUUCAUGGGCCGAUCAGAGAACAAAUGGCCAAGAACUAGACUGGUUAGCGGGAAGAAACUUUUGUAGACAAAGGUGUAUGGAUCUUGUAUCUCUGGAAACUUCUGCUGAAAAUGAGUUCAUCAAAAGUCGUAUUGUUCAAAAUAAGGUAAAAUACAUUUGGACAUCAGGUCGUCUUUGUGACUUCAAAGGCUGUGAUAGGCCUGAUCUUCAGCCUCUUCACAUUAAUGGGUGGUUCUGGACUGCUGAAUUGCAAAAACUAGCACCAACUACUGAUAGAUCUCAGAAUGAUUGGUCUGAAAGCGGCGGUCUUGGAAAACCUCAACCUGACAAUCGUGAACCUAUUCAACAAGGUGGGGCACCAGAAAAUUGCUUAGCUGUGCUCAACCAAUUUUACAAUGAUGGUGUUAACUGGCACGAUGUUGCUUGCCAUCAUAAAAAACCAUGGGUCUGUGAAGAAAAUGAUUCUUUGUUAAAAUACGUUCAUUUCACCAAUCCAAACAUUCGCCUUUAAUGACGAUUCUCCGUGCAAAUUGAAUAACUAAUACCAUUUAGUAAACAAUUGCCAAAUUUUACAAAGAUUUUUCAAAAUUAUACUAUUGAAAGUGAUGAUAUAUUAUUUUGUACAGAAUAUAGGUUGGAAAGUUUCUACUUCAGUAAGUAUUAAGGAAGAUACAGAAGUAUUUCUUAGCUAUUACAUUUUAGAAACUUUUAAAAACUAUAUACAUUCACGUAUGUUCUCUUUUUCUUAAAUAGAUAUUUUCUUUCGGCCUUUCCAAAACUUCGCAAAAAUUUUUUUACAAAUAACGAUAGAAAUAAUUUAUUGGAUUUUUCAAUAUAUUUUGUCCUAUGGAUAAUUUCUCUUUGCACAUACCUCCUUCUCCUCUAAUAUUUUGCCUAAGGAAUCAAUUGCCAUUAUAUUACAUCACUGUAAAAUAUUACAUAUUUUAUUUAUAUUGGUUG